This is a messenger RNA of Protopolystoma xenopodis, 282 nucleotides long. Lineage: Eukaryota; Metazoa; Platyhelminthes; Monogenea; Polystomatidea; Polystomatidae. The record is from the annotation of a GenBank genome assembly.
AUGCCGUUUAAGUCGGACGACGCAAAGCCGAGCCGCAAGUUUGGUACUGCGUCGUUUGUGGGUCUUCAAUUGGGCCAGUCCGGUGGAAGCGAAAGAGAAGAUGUGUGGCGCAGGAAAUGGAAAAAACACACUCACAGUCGACAUGUUGUCAUGUCGUGGCAACCUGUCGAGCCAGAUCCUUUUCAUCAAGGCCUGCAGUCACAUGCAGUCGCCACCGCGACGCAGAUUCGUCUCAUCACCACCUCGCCGGCUAAAGAACCCGAGUUCGAGUCCCGUUUCUGA